GAAAAGAAGGAGAAUAGAGGAGCUGCUGGCUGAGAAAAUGGCUGUUGAUGGUGGGUGUGGGGACACUGGAGACUGGGAAGGUCGCUGGAACCAUGUAAAGAAGUUCCUCGAGCGAUCUGGACCCUUCACACACCCUGAUUUCGAACCCAGCACCGAAGCAUUGUCUGGUUUUCGACAGAUUCAUGUUAUAGACAUGGACACUAUAGAUGUUUCCAAUCUAAAUAGGCAGUUUUUAUUUAGGCCUAAAGAUGUUGGAAGACCUAAGGCUGAAGUUGCUGCAGAAUUUCUAAAUGACAGAGUUCCUAAUUGCAAUGUAGUUCCACAUUUCAACAAGAUUCAGGAUUUUAAUGACACUUUCUAUCGACAAUUUCAUAUUAUUGUAUGUGGACUGGACUCCAUCAUAGCCAGAAGAUGGAUAAAUGGCAUGCUGAUAUCCCUUCUGAAUUAUGAAGAUGGUGUGUUAGAUCCAAGCUCCAUUGUUCCUUUGAUAGAUGGGGGGACAGAAGGUUUUAAAGGAAAUGCCCGGGUGAUUCUGCCUGGAAUGACAGCUUGUGUUGAGUGCACACUGGAACUUUAUCCACCACAGGUUAAUUUUCCUAUGUGCACCAUUGCCUCUAUGCCUAGGCUACCUGAACACUGUAUUGAGUAUGUAAGGAUGUUGCAGUGGCCUAAGGAACAGCCUUUUGGAGAAGGCGUUCCAUUAGAUGGAGAUGAUCCUGAACAUAUUCAGUGGAUUUUCCAAAAAUCCCUAGAGAGAGCAUCACUAUAUAAUAUUAGAGGUGUUACAUACAGACUCACUCAAGGGGUAGUAAAACGAAUCAUUCCUGCAGUAGCUUCCACAAAUGCAGUCAUUGCAGCUGUGUGUGCCACUGAGGUUUUUAAAAUAGCCACAAGUGCAUACAUUCCCCUUAAUAAUUACUUGGUAUUCAAUGAUGUAGAUGGGCUGUACACUUACACAUUUGAAGCAGAGAGAAAGGAAAACUGCCCAGCUUGUAGCCAGCUUCCUCAAAAUAUUCAGUUUUCUCCAUCAGCUAAACUACAGGAGGUUUUGGAUUAUCUAACCAAUAGUGCUUCUCUGCAAAUGAAAUCUCCAGCCAUCACAGCCACAUUAGAGGGAAGAAAUAGAACACUUUACUUACAGUCAGUAACCUCUAUUGAAGAACGAACAAGGCCAAAUCUUUCAAAGACAUUGAAAGAAUUGGGGCUUGUUGAUGGACAAGAACUUGCAGUUGCUGAUGUCACCACACCACAGACUGUGCUAUUCAAACUUCAUUUUACUUCUUAAGGAAAAUAAAUCUGCAUAUAAUAGAAAACUUAUGGAAAAAUAUACUUCACAGAUGCUAAGAAGUUUAAUUGAUGUCAUUUUUAGCAGUAGUGUUGCUGGAAUUUGACCUUUUUUAUAUGAUGAACCACUCUUUUUUAACUUUAUAACUUUCCCUUGAAGACAGAAUUUUGGGGUUAGUGCUUGUAAGCAUUUUCAUUAAUAAUAAGGGAAGCGAUGGCUGGAGAGAGCGAUUAUGAGAAAAUGUAUUGCUUCUUUUGGAGGAGGAGGCAAACACCCUCUUGUGUGUGAAUUUUGUUAUUAUGGUCAAAGAGUGCAUUCCUCAGCUUUCAUUUGAGGACCCACAUAUACAAAAGAUGUCCCUUUAAAGAAAAUAAGGAAUUAUGUUUUAAAUAACAUUAAAUAUUACAGCCUGACAUCUGGAGUAUAUUGAACAUAGGCUAUAUCUUGACUUAAUAUUCAUUUAAUUGUGGUUGUCCAAAUGAAUAUUAAUUAUUGCAAAGUUUAUCUUGUCCACAAUAACUUGUAAAAUGGUGUUAUAGCUGAAUAACUGAGCAUGAAAAUAGAAAAUAUUUUCAUGUGUUUAUUUGCAGUGCCAUAGAGGCCAGUAUGCACAAUAUUAAAACCAAGACAUGGCUGUUUAAAAGUUUAAUGUUUAAACAGUUAUCACUGAUGCUUUUGCACUAUUUAUUAAUAAAAUCAUAUAUUGUCUA
Molecule: messenger RNA, 1995 nt
Organism: Propithecus coquereli (Coquerel's sifaka)
Lineage: Eukaryota; Metazoa; Chordata; Mammalia; Primates; Indriidae
Gene: UBA3
Product: ubiquitin-like modifier activating enzyme 3
Exons: 16
Coding region: 38-1285 (415 amino acids)
Biological process (GO): protein neddylation
Cellular component (GO): nucleus; cytoplasm
Molecular function (GO): NEDD8 activating enzyme activity
Source: RefSeq, a predicted model, not a curated record